CCAGAUGUAUUACCAUGGCAACGGGCGAUUGAAAACAAACAAAAACGCAAUGCCACACUCAAAAUGCCGAUCCUCGAUCUUUUUUCCAUUCCCGUUGAGUUGAAAAUAAAAACGCGUCUAUUUGCCAUCAGCACUUCAGUUGUUUAUUUAUUGAUGACUGUUGCCAUUGUUUUACCGGUGAUCAUUGCUUAUAAUGCUGGAGGGUUUUGGUUGAAGAAUCGAAUGUACUUGGAGACUCCCAGGAUUCGAUUUACGUAUAAGUAUCUCUUGUUGGCGGAGAGGGAUCUUUAUGCGGCACCGAUUGUCUGCUCGACCUUCUCGACUUACCAGGGGAUUUCGAUUAAAGACGACUGCAUUACUGUCAAGGUGCGGGAAGGCGACGUUAAUAAAGACCUGAUAAGGGAUGUUUUGAAAUUUGAAACUAAAUUCUGGAGUGAUCAGGCAAUAAGGUCUGUUAAGCUGUUGUUGUGGUUUGAAUUUCAACUGAAGGAUAUAAUUCAGCAUAAAGCUGAGACUCUCGUAGCGUUCGACGCGACAUUACCUCAGGACUGUCAACAGCUAUCAAUAGUAGGAAACUUAAAACUUAAUCAAAAAGGAGUGAUUCGCAGAGAUAAUUUCCCCGAAAUUCCGAAUAACAAAACUGUUGAGCUAACGGAGUAUUCCUUGGACGAAGUGUUAUCCCACUACGCGAAAAAAACAUUUUCAGCGGAAUUGAUGAAUAUAAAAAUGAUGCGACAGACGGGUUUCGCCGACGAUAUGCCGAUCACGAUAUCGGCGGAGAUUUUUUAUCGCGAGCAACUGUUGUAUUAUCAGCCCGCCAUAUGGGAGGAGAUCAAAUGGGCUUGGAUUCAAUAUUUAUCCAUUUUAUUUGUGACACUGUACUUUAUCAAACGUAUUUUGAGGAGUCUGUUCCUUCGAGGUCGUCUGAGAAGCUAUAUAAUCACUCCCUGGAAGAAGGAAAUAUAGAGUACUCACGUGAUUGAACAAUUUUCAUUUUUUAUUAAUAAAACAGUUUUCAUUAUUCUGAGUGAA
Messenger RNA from Diachasma alloeum, 1032 nucleotides. Its product is annotated as transmembrane protein 231. Gene Ontology annotation, cellular component: ciliary membrane; ciliary transition zone. Gene Ontology annotation, biological process: cilium assembly; regulation of protein localization. The record is from RefSeq and is a predicted model, not a curated record. The transcript has 5 exons. NCBI's taxonomy places the organism in Eukaryota, Metazoa, Arthropoda, Insecta, Hymenoptera, Braconidae. Bases 64 to 966 code for a protein of 300 amino acids.